Molecule: messenger RNA, 4156 nt
Organism: Myotis lucifugus (little brown bat)
Lineage: Eukaryota; Metazoa; Chordata; Mammalia; Chiroptera; Vespertilionidae
Gene: ANKRD6
Product: ankyrin repeat domain 6
Exons: 16
Coding region: 711-2885 (724 amino acids)
Cellular component (GO): nucleus; cytoplasm
Molecular function (GO): protein binding
Source: RefSeq, a predicted model, not a curated record
CGGGACUCUGCGCGAGGAGGUGGAGCGUCUGGGUCGCUGCUCUUCCCACAACGUGAGCCUUUUCCUGUUACCAUAAAGGCAGUUUGUUACAGAUUUUGAACCUGCUGCCUCCUCCCUUCCUUUACAACAUGCAUAUUCAUCCCUCCUGGCAUUACUGCUGAAAGGAUGCAAACGUCCUUGUCUGAGCAUCAUUCGCAAGCCUCCUGCCCAUCUGUGAAUUAUUCCCUGACUCUUCCAUCAGGGCAGGGUUACAGGUCCUCUGCCGGCAGGAGGGAGCUCUCCAACAAAAUCUAAAGACCCAGAAUCUUUCGGAAGCUGUGACAAGCAGACUAGGAAGCCACAAAACAUUGUGAGCUGAACGGAUGUCUUAAUAAGCUUUUAGAUGUGCCUUGGCCAGUGUUGGCAGAGGAAGCUCAAGGGGAAAGGCAGCAAGCAUUGUGAGCUAAAUCACUGCAGACCCACUGGGCGUGACAGCCCUAGGAAGCUAAUGAUCUCAACGGGAAAGAAGUGACUGCAGUUAUCCAGCCACAGAACACGCAGUAGGACGGGAGGACAGACCCCCGGAUGUCCUGAAGAUGGCAUAGUAAUAGAGCCACCUUCCAAUGAUCGGGAGCAUCUGUCCCCGCGGGUGCCGGCCCAGGCCAGUGACGUCGUGCGGAGCUGAAGGGACGUGUCUACCUCUAUCUGGGAACCUCUUUCUCUGCUAAUUCAUGAGCCAGCAGGAUGCUGUCGCUGCGCUUUCAGAACGCCUUCUCAUAGCCGCAUACAAAGGCCAAGCGGAGAAUGUGGUUCAGCUCAUCAACAAGGGCGCCAAGGUAGCAGUUACCAAGCAUGGCCGGACCCCCCUGCAUCUCGCUGCCAAUAAAGGUCAUCUUGCUGUGGUCCAGAUCUUGCUGAAGGCUGGCUGCGACCUCGAUGUUCAGGACGAUGGGGAUCAGACCGCCUUGCACCGCGCAGCCGUGGUGGGGAACACUGAGGUCAUCUCGGCGCUCACCCAGGAGGGCUGUGCCCUGGACCGACAAGACAAGGACGGGAACACGGCCCUGCACGAAGCAUCCUGGCACGGGUUCAGCCAGUCAGUCAAGCUGCUUGUUAAAGCAGGAGCCAACGUGCUCGCCAAGAACAAGGCGGGGAACACGGCCCUGCACCUGGCCUGCCAGAACAGCCACUCCCAGAGCACGCGCGUCCUCCUGCUGGGCGGGUCCCGCGCCGACCUCAAAAAUAACGCAGGCGACACCUGUUUGCACGUUGCCGCACGCUAUAAUCACUUGUCCAUCAUUAAGCUCCUCCUCAGUGCUUUCUGUUCUGUCCAUGAAAAGAACCAGGCUGGAGACACAGCGCUUCAUGUUGCUGCUUCCCUAAACCAUAAGAAGGUGGUUAAAAUCUUACUGGAAGCGGGAGCAGAUGUAACCAUUGUUAAUAAUGCAGGCCAGACCCCGCUGGAGACCGCCCGCUACCACAAUAAUCCGGAAGUUGCUCUUCUCCUCACUAAAGCUCCCCAGGUCUUGCGCUUCAGUCGUGGGCGAAGUCUGAGGAAAAAGAGAGAGAGGCUCAAGGAAGAGAGGAGAGCUCAGUCUGUGCCAAGAGAUGAGGUGGCACAAAGCAAGGGAAGUGUCUCGGCAGGAGACACCCCUAGCAGUGACCAGGCUGCACCCAGAAAAGAAGAGGCCAGAGAAGAUUUCCUGUCGGCCUCCCCAGAGCCCCGAGCAAAGGACAACAGGAGGAGAAAGUCAAGGCCCAAGGUGUCAGCAUUUUCCGACCCCACCCCACCUGCAGACCAGCAGCCUGGACACCAGAAGAAUUUACAUGUUCAUAAUCACCCGAAAAAGAGGCCCAAGCAUCGAUGUUCACCCCCACCCCCUCCCCAUGAGUUCAGAGCGUACCAGCUCUACACGCUGUACCGGGGCAAGGACGGGAAAGUGAUGCAGGCACCAAUAAAUGGCUGUCGAUGUGAACCCCUAAUCAACAAGCUGGAGAAUCAGUUGGAGGCGACUGUGGAGGAGAUCAAAGCGGAGCUGGGAUCGGUUCAGGAUAAGAUGAAUACGAAGCUGGGGCACAUGGAGAGUAAGACCCAGCACCAGAUGCGUGUUCUGGACAAGCUGAUGGUCGAGCGACUCUCGGCCGAGAGGACAGAGUGCCUGAGCCGCCUGCAGCAGCACUCGGACACAGAGAAGCUUGAGGGCGAGAAACGCCAGAUGUCCUUGGUGGAUGAAUUAAAAACCUGGUGCAUGUUGAAGAUCCAGAAUCUGGAACUGAAGCUUACGGGAGACUCUAGGGCUAAAUCCACGCCAUCUACUUGCGAGUCCUCCACAGCUGUGGAUCCAUCAGUGGUGACGGCAGGUCCAGUUGCAGCUUCUGACAGUUCCCCUCGGGUGGUCAGGCCCAAGGAAAAGGGACUCGGCUCCACGGCCGCCCACAGGCUCCAGCAGGAGCUGUCCUCCUCCGACUGCACAGGCUCCCGACUGAGGAGCGUCAAGGUCCAGACAGCCUUGCUGCCCUUACAAGAGGCAGCCAGAUGUGAUCAGCAGGCCGGGCCCUGUGUCCACAGAGGCACCCAAACCAAGAAGUCUGGCAAAAGUGGGCAGACGAGGCAUCGAGCCCAGCCACCAGCACCCAGCACCACCUGCGGGCAGCCACCACCAGCUACCGGCAGCGAGCAGACUGCCUCUCACAUUCGAGACACCUCCCAAGCUCUGGAGAUCACCCAGUAUUUUUUUGAGGCUGUUGCUACCCAGAUGGAGAAGUGGUAUGAAAGAAAGAUUGAAGAAGCACGAAGCCAAGCCAGUCAGAAAGCCCAGCAAGACAAGGCCACCCUGAAGGAACAUAUCAAAAGUUUAGAAGAGGAACUUGCUAAACUAAGGACGAAGGUGCAGAAGGAAAAUUAGGGCCUGGGAAGUGGCUCAAGAAAGGAUCCUUGAGGAUCUCUGGUAUAGCGACUGCAGAAUAGCUGUGCCCCAAGUGUCAAUUAGAGUGCACAUAGCAGACUUGCCUUUAAAAAACAUCACUAGUUUCUAAAAUGUGCCAGACACACACACGUUUCCUAUGCCCUGAAGUUAUGAAGACGUCAACAAUUAAACUGAAACCAGGGAAAGCUUGUUUAGUUUCAGGUUUCAUUACAAACUUAAAACCUCAGCCCAGGUUCAUCUGAAGUUCAAAAGCUCAGAUUAAGCGAACCACCUAGAUACUCAAUGAUGUGUAAACCUAAACCCUAAAAUUCAGGAUGUACAAAAUAAUAAAAAUCAAAAGCAAGAAAAAAAAGUUAAUCCCCUGUGAACUUAAAUCAAGUCAUCAUUCAUGUAAACACACCUGCUGUGCCUAGACAAGAGUAUUUUUCCGUCAGAGCUGUAAAGGAGAUGCGCUAACGCCUCCCUCAAAUGCAGAAUUCUCAGAGUGCUGACACUCUAACCAGGUGAAAUUUAUCACACAGAGUCUGAGGGGAAAGGGAUUUUCAUAAUGUCACAAGAUCCGGUAUAACUGAAAAGAAAAUGUUUUAAAAAGUCAGAGUGUGUUUAAAAAAUGAGUCAUUGGAUAAUAGCACUGGGAAUGUUUGUUAAUAAUGAACACAGAUGAGAAAGAUUCAAACCAUUUGAUCACAGUUUCUAUAUUUUCAGUCAAAAUAUAGAAAUACUAUAUUUUCAGUGAAUCCUUGUGAUUUUAAAGCAGAUUAAGGGGCGCGGGGGGGGGGGGGGGAGUCACGUAACAAUUACCUGAAACAUCAAUAACCUAUUGAUAAUCCAACCCAUUUACCUUAGAGUACCUUCCUGAAUUUGAGUUUAUGCAUCUGUAUUUUAUAAAGAAACGAGGCUAUUUCUUGCAAGUAUUUCAUUUUUAAUUGAGUUCUGUCAUUAAAACACCCCAAAAGCUUUCGCACUGCUUCGCAGUGACUGUGCUGAGUUAGACCCCUGCAUUCUCCAGCCUCCGGGGUCCUGAGGGUUUUGCUCUGCUCUAUAGAAUAUACACAGUUACAAAAGUAGCUCCGUGUGUUGAAUCUUUCAAUUUAAUCAUCUUCAGACUUCUUGUCCCUUGGAAUGUGGGAUUAUAUUCAUCUCCUCAAAAUUCCAUGUAUGCAUAGAAACCUCAGUUCUAUUUCUAUAAACACAGGAACUGAGUAACUAUUGUCUGUAAUUUUGAAUAAAAUGUUGCUUAUUGAGCCAAA